Molecule: messenger RNA, 1764 nt
Organism: Taeniopygia guttata (zebra finch)
Lineage: Eukaryota; Metazoa; Chordata; Aves; Passeriformes; Estrildidae
Source: RefSeq, a predicted model, not a curated record
AUGCCGGGCCGGGCCAUGCCCCCGGCCCGCCCCGGCCCCGGGCGGGGCUGCCCCGUCCCCGCCCCGCCCGCCCCGCCGCGGUCUCGCCUCCGCCCGGCUCUGGGCGUGCUGGCGGUGGCGCUGCUGGGCGGGCAUCAGUGCCCGGGGCUGGGGCGGCAUCGCCGCCCUUUGGCUCCGCCUGGCCCGAGCCCGGCCCCGGCCCCGGCCCCGGCCCCGGCCCCGGCUCCUCCCGGGCCCCGCGGAGGACACACGCGGCACGGCCGCUGCCGCCUCCGCUGCGGCUGCCCCGGCCCGAGCUCCGCCGCUCGGCAGCGCGGCCGCCGGCCCCGAGCCGCCGCUGUCCCGGGGCCGGCAGAGAACGCCUGGGGAUGGCCGGCCCGGGGCGCUCGGGGGGCGCUCGGGGCUCCUGUCCGAGGAGGAGGCGCGGGGGCUGCUCCGCAGGUGCUGGAGGCCGUGCGGCGCUGCACCAGCUGCGGGGUCCUGCGCAGGGACAUCAAACCAGGGAACAUCCUGCUCGACCUGGCCACCGGGCAGCUGAAACUGAUCGGCUUUGGCUGUGGCGCCUUCCUCCGAGACACAGCCUACACCCAGUUUGCAGGAACCCUGUCCUACAGCCCACCAGAGUGGAUCCACCACCAACGCUACCACGGCGAGGCAGCGACGAUCUGGUCCCUGGGCCUCCUGCUGCACCACCUGGUCAUGGGGAAGCACCCGUUCAGGAGGGGCCAGGAGAUCAUCUGGGGGCGGAUCUUGUUCCCACGGGAUCCUCAUCUCUGGCCACGGGGGAAUACCAGAGCUGGGAAACAGCAGCAGCUCGAGAGCAUCCCGCUCUGGCAGCUGCUGAGGAGGUGGCACAUGUCCUGCUCUCCUGCUCUCCUCCAAACAGAGGAUCCAUGGGGAAGUUUAGGCCCAGCUCUGGGCACACCCAGCAUGGCCUGGGCAUGGGAACAGGGGGCAACUUCUCCAACUGACUGGUGAUUGCUGGUUUCUCUCCCCACAGUGCCAGGAUGUCAUUAAGAGGUGUUUGUCCAUGCAGCCCUUGGACAGGCCAUCCUUAGAAGAGCUUUUCCGUGAUCCUUGGGUGCAGGGUGUUCCUCUGCCCUAGAAGAUGGGAGAGAUCCACGUGCACAGUUGGAUCCAGGGGCUUGGCAGGUAACAGCUCCACACAUCUCUUGCAAUCAGUGGCAAAGCCAACCACACAGGUUUUGUCCUGCCUGUAGCAGGGCUCAGCAGAAGGGGCCUUGGGGGCCUUGAGGAUCACAUAGAUGACAGCAGUGUUGCCUGUGAGUCCCACAGCACAGAUCACAGAGUAGAUCACAGGCAGGACAACGUAGAAAUCAGCUGCCUGCUCCUGGAGGGUGAAGUUGAACCUCAUGGUGUUUUCCGGAUAGCAGCUGUUGCCUGCAUUGCUGCAGGAGCUGUUCAGAUCAUCCCAAAAGGAGAUGUUUCCCAUGCCUAUUAAUCACAGAACACCCUCAGAUGCCACUGAAAGCCUCUCUAGCCCAGGAGUGUGAGAGAUUUUUUGUUUGGUUGGGAUUUUUUUCCCCCCUCCUGUGUGAAGCAGCUGUUACCUCAUUUAGAUGCAGCUUAUUUUCAAAGGGGAGCUGUGAGGCUUCAUGGACCACCUAACUUACCUCUUCCCCCUGUUAGAUUUUGAAGUGACGAGGGGAGAAAAAAAUGUUUGGAAGACAUAAGGCUCCAUGAACCAAGAAAACAAGAGAAUAAUGACUUUCUAAAUAAGUCAAGGAACUCUUCUUUCUGAGA